Molecule: messenger RNA, 1134 nt
Organism: Epinephelus moara (kelp grouper)
Lineage: Eukaryota; Metazoa; Chordata; Actinopteri; Perciformes; Serranidae
Gene: mettl23
Product: methyltransferase like 23
Exons: 5
Coding region: 165-869 (234 amino acids)
Cellular component (GO): nucleus; cytoplasm
Source: RefSeq, a predicted model, not a curated record
GGCUGUGAAAGCGCCCUUCUAGUGUUGUGGUGGAUGCGGAAAUAGACAUCUGUAAGCAUGGCAGCUCGUAAUAACAUAUCAAUAUAAAUAUCAAUGAAAUUGCUUUCUACGAAUUUUUCAUAAUAGGCGAUGCAAUUAUGUGAUUACAUUUUUUACUUACCCGCAUGAUGGAUCCCAGUGGAACCGAAACACCUUGCAUAGCUUGCAAAGAUUUCACGUUUGAAGACAAGAAAAACACACAGGAGUCACUUUCCGUUUCCAUACCUGAGGUUCUUGAUCCACAAUAUGGGAUGUAUGUGUGGCCCUGUGCAGUGGUGCUGGCUCAGUAUCUAUGGACACAAAGAGAAGAGCUGAGACACAAGAUAGUGCUGGAGCUUGGUGCAGGUGUGAGUCUACCAGGUGUGGUGGCUGCCAGGUGCGGUGCAAAGGUGAUCUUGUCUGACAAUGCUAAGACUCCACUGUGUCUGGAGAACUGCAGGCGCAGCUGUGAAGCCAAUACCCUCCAUGAUGUGGGAGUGUUGGGCAUCACCUGGGGGGAAGUCUCACCUGAUCUUGUUCUGCUUCCUAAACUGGACAUCAUCUUGGGAUCGGACGUCUUCUAUGAGCCACAGGAUUUUGAAGAUGUCCUCCUGACUGUUGUAUUUCUUCUAAGAAAAAACCCCAGAGCUCAGUUCUGGACCACAUACCAGGAGAGAAGUGCCGACUGGUCGAUUGAAGCGUUGCUCCACAGGUGGAAGCUGAACUGUGUCAACAUUCAGCUGGAAACAUUUGAUGCAGAUAAAGCUGAGCUGGCUGGAUCGACUCUUCCAGGAAACAAAAGCAUUCUCAUGAUGAUCAUCACGCUGAAGACAGAGGAUGUUGGACUGUAAACGUUUCCCCAGAGGAAAUAACAAGAUGUUGAUCACAUUAUCCAGACGGGUCUGUUUGACAUCAAACUCAGGAAAAACUGAGACUAGUUGUGUCUACAGUGUUUAAAUGUUGUGAGUGAUUACAGGAAUAAGAAAAUGUCUUUAUCAUAGAAGAACGUAGAGAGAGUAAUAUAAGACAUUAUUAAACAUGUGGGCCUAUAGUUCUAAAGAAAAGUCACAUUUUAUACAUUUAAUAAAAGUGUGUUUAAAAAAAAUCCAGAUUAGU